Molecule: messenger RNA, 1590 nt
Organism: Pecten maximus
Lineage: Eukaryota; Metazoa; Mollusca; Bivalvia; Pectinida; Pectinidae
Product: hemicentin-2-like
Exons: 6
Coding region: 1-1590 (529 amino acids)
Biological process (GO): cell-cell adhesion
Cellular component (GO): cell-cell junction
Molecular function (GO): cell adhesion molecule binding
Source: RefSeq, a predicted model, not a curated record
AUGGCACGCUUUGGUGUGACUGUGAGUCAAAGGAGCUAUUAUAUACAAGCUGGAGAUGACGUCACCUUACAAUGCUCAAUCUCCUCUACUGACGGUCUUGAUAGGGUGUACUGGAAAAAGAGAGAAAGAACCGUGUACGGUAGUGACAGAGGACCUAACGACAAGUAUUCCGGAUCGUCUAUUACAGAUCCAUCACUGACCAUACAUAAUACAACACUACCAGACUCUGAGUAUUAUUACUGUCAUGGAAGAAAGGGAAACAAAGAUAAAUCUAAACAUAUUUACCUACAAGUUACAGAAGUGACUGUCAGAAAGACGUCCUACACCAUGCCAAUAGGAACCAGCGUCACUCUGGAGUGUACGAUUUUGCCAAGGAUUGGCCUUACUGAUGUAUAUUGGACCAAAGGAGGACAACAAGUCUACAGCUAUAGCCGGAUGCCGAAUCCCAAAUACUCUGGAUCAUGGUGGUUUAAACCAUCACUUACCAUACGAAAUACCGUGGUUGGAGACACCGGUAACUACACAUGUAAAGGACAGAUAUCACAGGGUGACGUCUCUAGUUCCCCUCUUAUCCUGACCAGCUCUCUGAUCAGACUGAAAGUAUAUAAACCAUUCACCGUAUCUAUCCUACCCGAUAGUAGCAAUAUUAUAAUAGAGGAGGGACAUCACCCACAAACAAGAACUUGUACAUCAGAUGACUGUUCUGACGAUUGUGAGAUGGAGUGGACAUUACCGAACGGUGUAAAGAAGAGGUCGAAUAUCUUCACAAAGCCGAUCACUAAGGACGAAGCUGGGAUAUACACGUGUACAGUUAGGUCUCGGAACCAGACACAAUCCCAGUCGUUCUACGUUACCGUAAACUAUGGGCCGAAGUCUAUUUCACUGUCCUCACCCAAUAGUAUGACUGUUCAGGAAGGACACAGGAUACAUCCCGUGACGUGUCAGGCAGAAUGUUCCCCUGCCUGUUCUUUUGUCUGGACAGGACCAAAUACUGGCAAAUAUGGACAGAGUGGGGCGUAUUUAAACCUUGGAUAUUCAAACAAGAGAGACCGUGGUAUCUAUAGUUGUAUGGCGUACAAUGACUUUGGCAACAUAUCCAGCUCUCUGUGGAUCGAUGUGAACUAUGGACCAAAGACCAUAUCACUCUCCCCACCUGGUGAUGUGUCUGUACCAGAGGGACAACAGAUAUCUGUAGGAUGUCAGGCAGAUUGUUCCCCUUCCUGUGAUAUUAACUGGACAGGACCGAGUACUGGCCUACCUCGUACACGUGGACCUAACCUAAGUAUAAGUAAACCAGACAAAAGUGACAAUGGUGUCUAUGUUUGUACGGCAUCAAACGAAUAUGGCAACAAAUCCACCUCUCUGAGGAUUGAUGUUAAUUAUGGUGGGUCUGACAUUCGAUUGGUCCCCGAGGAUACCCACUAUUCCUACAAGGAGGGUACUGCCAUACCGGAUAUCCGGUGUGUGGCUGACUGUAACCCUACCUGUGAGAUGUCGUGGUACCAUGAUAGAACUGAACACAUCACAACGGGGAGUAACCUGUCCUUGAGGAGAAUAGGAAAGGUCAAAGGACGGGAACUACACGUGUAA